Molecule: messenger RNA, 927 nt
Organism: Striga hermonthica
Lineage: Eukaryota; Viridiplantae; Streptophyta; Magnoliopsida; Lamiales; Orobanchaceae
Source: the annotation of a GenBank genome assembly
AUGGUAUUUUGCUCGUCGGAGAUACGUGUUGCCUCAAAUGAUGUGUCUGGUGUCGUGUCAGGUGUCAUGACAUCUGGGGCGACACCUGGAGCAGCACUAUGUAGUGGAAGGUCCAACACGUCCCGAACGUCAUCCUCACCGCCUGUCACCCCUGCGAAGCCCCUUUUCAAUUUUUCUCCAGAGACCGAUUUCACUAAAAUUAAGGUUGUGAAAUACAAGAACCGACUUGAUGAAGGUGUCCAACAAAUCCACGAGAGCUUCUCCGCCUAUGCCACUGGCGGGAGGUUUGCAUCCUCAUCGCUAUCGAAUCAGUCGCUAACGUCACCCUCGAUUCGAGAUCUUCUCUCUGUCCGAUUCCUUUCUCCUACCGUCGGCGCCACCGUCACCGUAAGGAGCUGGGAAACGAAAAGCCUUUUCUUCAAGCAAGAAAUGGAGCUUUCCUUGAUAGGUCUUCAAAAUGCUGGGAAAACUUCACUUGUAAACGUUGUUGCUACUGGUGGAUAUAGUGAAGAUAUGAUACCCACGGUUGGAUUUAAUAUGCGGAAAGUCACAAAAGGCAACGUCACAAUAAAGCUGUGGGAUCUUGGAGGUCAACCUAGAUUCCGGAGUAUGUGGGAAAGAUACUGUCGUGCAGUCUCAGCCAUUGUCUAUGUUGUCGAUGCUGCCGAUCAUGACAAUAUCAGUAUCUCCAAAAGCGAACUCCACGAUCUGUUGAGCAAACCAUCACUAAGUGGCAUUCCUUUGAUGGUCCUGGGUAACAAAAUCGACAAGCCUUCAGCACUGUCCAAACAAGCACUUACUGAUCAAAUGGGUUUAAAGUCAAUCACUGAUCGGGAGGUAUGCUGCUUUAUGAUCUCGUGCAAGAACUCGACCAACAUCGACCAGGUCAUCGACUGGCUGGUCAAGCAUUCUAAGUCGAAAAGCUAA